Molecule: messenger RNA, 2688 nt
Organism: Lycium barbarum (goji berry)
Lineage: Eukaryota; Viridiplantae; Streptophyta; Magnoliopsida; Solanales; Solanaceae
Exons: 8
Coding region: 416-2410 (664 amino acids)
Biological process (GO): lipid catabolic process
Source: RefSeq, a predicted model, not a curated record
UCCAAACACAACUAAUUUUUUCUAUUUAGAAAUAUGAUUUAAUUAUUCGAUAUGCAUCCCAAAUAAUUACUUUCCGAAUCCGUUCCUAUUGUCAACUCCUUGGUUGAGUCGGUUUAUUUAGCCUGUUUGGGCGUAUUUUUAAUUCCUCAAAAGCCACGUGUCCAGAUUUAAACAAAACCAUUGCGCAAAAAGUCCCAAGUUUUUAAUAAUCCGAAAAAAUAAAACGGUUUCAGUUUAUUAAAUCAAAAUCAAAAUCAAAAUCCAUAAUAGUUCCAGUUUGAAAGAGAUAGUCCACUUCCCAUUUAAGCGUUGAACUUUAAUUUGCUACAUGUUGUUGAGUUCCUUAGAAUUUAAGUAAUAAUCCAAAGAUUCAAUUUUUUCUGCUACAAUCGAUCUCCUAAGGUUUCGGAAACUGAUGGCGACAGCAACUAUCGCCACUGCAGCAGGUGCUGCUGCUUUAUUAUAUUAUACGUUAAAUAAGAAGUUGCAAUCUGCUCCAACAAUGGAUGAUGAUGACGAUGAAUGUGGCAGCAGUGGUCAAGAUCAUGCUUUACUAGGAGUUAAUAGGGUUUCCAAUAGACUUAUACAGGCCCCUGCUACAUGGUUGGAGACGAUCGCAACGUUGUCCGAGACUCUUAGGUUUACAUACUCGGAGACCUUGGGCAAGUGGCCUAUUGGGGACUUGGCUUUUGGCAUCAGUUUUCUUUUGAAGCAGCAGGGAAAUAUACAUGUUAGUAGCAUAUUCUGUGUCGAAGACAGUGCCCAGUUAAAAGGUUCAGAUAUUGCUGCAGAGCUUAAAUGCCUGUUGCACUUGUUGACAGUUUGUUGGCAUUUCUCCAAAAAGCCUUUCCCGUUAUUCUUGGAGGAGACAGGCUAUUCCGAAGAAAGUGUACUACUACAAGAACCCAAAGCUGGAAUUCUGAAGCCAGCUUUUACAAUACUCGCCGACCACCGAUCAAAAUCUUUCCUCCUUGUAAUCCGGGGAACUCAUAGUAUUAAAGAUACUUUGACAGCUGCUACUGGUGCAGUUGUGCCUUUCCAUCACACCAUGGUACAUGAGGGAGGAGUUAGCAAUUUGGUGUUAGGCUAUGCGCAUUGUGGAAUGGUGGCAGCUGCUCGAUGGAUUGCAAAACUUGCAACGCCUUGUCUUCUUAAAGAACUUAGCAUUUAUCCCGAAUACAAACUUAAGGUUGUGGGACACUCCUUGGGUGGAGGAACUGCAGCUCUUUUAACUUAUGUACUUCGUGAGCAGAAGGAACUGUCAACCGCUACUUGUGUAGCAUUUGCUCCAGCUGCCUGUAUGACAUGGGAAUUAGCUGAAUCGGGGUGUGAAUUUAUUACCUCAGUAAUCAACGGAGCUGAUUUGGUGCCUACAUUUUCAGCUGCUUCGGUAGACGAUUUGCGCACUGAGGUGACAGCAUCUGCUUGGUUGAACGACCUAAGAAAUCAGAUUGAGCACACUAGGAUCCUUAGUACUGUUUAUCGUUCUGCAUCAGCCCUGGGGUCUCGUCUUCCUUCAAUUGCCACCGCUAGAGCUAAGGUUGCCGGUGCUGGUGCAAUACUCCGGCCUGUUUCCAGUGGAACUCAGGUUGUCAUGAAGAGAGCGCAAAGUAUGGCCCAGGCAGCAUUGUCACGACCUGCCAUGCAAUUGUCAUCAUGGUCAUGCAUGGGUCCCAGACGUCGACCAACAAAUGUUCAGGUUAAUUCUGAAGAACGGCAAAUCUCCUGUGAAACUUCUCCCGGCGAAAGUUCUGAAACAUUCCUUGUGGAAUCCGAGGAGACCAGAAGUACGACACUGAUGGAUCUUCCUGUUUCUUCAACCGAGGGGAUCACAUGGAACACGGAAAUUGAUCAGUCUCUUGCAGAUGGGAUUAAUAUCCAUAAUGGCCUGGAUCCCGAUCCUGAUGAUAGGGAACAUGUGGCCCAUGGACCCGAAGACCGAAUGACGGAAGUUGAGAUGUGGCAACAACUAGAGCAUGAACUGUAUGAUCAGUCUGAAGGUGAAACUGAUGUUGCGAAGGAGAUUAGGGAAGAAGAAGAAGCAGCCAUUGCAGAGUCAGGUCUUAGCUCAGGUGAAAGCUCUGUUCCAAAUACAAAGGAGGUGCACAGAUUCUUUCCUCCUGGAAAGAUAAUGCAUAUAGUCCCUCUCCUCUCUGAGGAGGUCGAUCAUGAAAGUGACAGCGACACGUUGAGUGAGGACCAUAACCAACCUAAGGAUACGAAGGUUGGAAUUUUUCUCACUCCUAGAUCAUUGUACAGUAAAAUAAGGCUGUCACAAACUAUGAUCAGCGAUCAUUUCAUGCCAGUUUAUAGAAGGCAGAUAGAGAAACUAAUUAGGGACCUUGAGAAUGAUGUUGCUUGUUCUUCUCAAAAGAAUGAUGAUACUUGUGACAGAUCAAAGGAAUCAUGACCAUUGAGUUCGUAGUAGGGUGUUGGUUUAUAGAUGACACAAAAGAACUCGAGGUAUAAGCCCUGUCACCUGUGGUGCAGCGAAAAUUUUGAUAUUUCUUACGAUUGUAGAGCUCGUGAUCAGUGGAUGCAGCCUCCUCCUCAGGUGAUGUUUACCAAGGCGAUUCUCUUAGCGAAAUAUACCUAAACCUUGACAGAGCCUGUGAAGGUGUUUAAGUUGAUGUAUAUAUCUUUGAUGAUUUCUUGUUCUUUAACAUUUGUUAGCAUAAGAUUUGAAUA